Molecule: messenger RNA, 1275 nt
Organism: Chinchilla lanigera (long-tailed chinchilla)
Lineage: Eukaryota; Metazoa; Chordata; Mammalia; Rodentia; Chinchillidae
Gene: Rbpms
Product: RNA binding protein with multiple splicing
Molecular function (GO): mRNA binding
Source: RefSeq, a predicted model, not a curated record
CAUGUUCUAUAUUUGGAAUUAAGCCACCUUCCCCUGGAUGGGGGUAGGGAAAGUUCUUCCAGCAUCCUGAGAUCACACAACAUGUUCCAUCUACUCUUAAGAGGGGUCUGACUGGAACCAUCAAGAACUAGAUUAACUGUCAUUUUUCUUGGGUCCCUGCCAGGCUCCAGCAAAACAAUGCCUUUCUUUGGGCGCAUGCAGUAACAGGAAAGAAUGACCAAGAAGAACAAAGUCCUGGGAUUCCUGGCCAGCACAGGGGUCCAAGACCACCACUCAGCUAUUGCUCAGGAAGAUAUUGCCCCCUCGUGGUUCCUCAAAUAACAGGGAAAAGCUGGCCCUGGAAAGGACUGCUAAUUAGUACAUCAAGACACAGUUUUCCCAUAAAUUGUAGCCUUGCUUCUGAAUAUCUUCAGUUGUAGUUUCCAUGGACUCUUGGUUUAUUUCCCUCCCGGAUACACCUUUGUUCCUCGCCCCGCAGUGCGGCCCGGGACGCUGUCGGGCAGCGUGUGUUUGUGUCCGCGCGCGUGUGCGUGCCUACAGUUGCGUAACUUGGAGGACUUUUUGGAGACUUUCGUCCGGACCCUAUUUGUCAGUGGUCUGCCUCUGGAUAUCAAACCUCGAGAGCUCUAUCUGCUUUUCAGACCAUUUAAGGGCUAUGAAGGUUCUCUUAUAAAGCUCACAUCUAAGCAGCCUGUAGGUUUUGUCAGUUUUGACAGUCGCUCAGAAGCAGAAGCUGCAAAGAAUGCUUUGAAUGGCAUCCGCUUCGAUCCUGAAAUUCCGCAAACACUACGACUAGAGUUUGCUAAGGCAAACACGAAGAUGGCCAAGAACAAACUAGUAGGGACUCCAAAUCCCAGUACUCCUCUGCCCAACACUGUACCUCAGUUCAUUGCCAGAGAGCCGUAUGAGCUCACAGUGCCUGCACUUUACCCCAGUAGCCCUGAAGUGUGGGCCCCGUACCCUCUGUACCCAGCGGAGUUAGCGCCUGCUCUACCUCCUCCUGCUUUCACCUAUCCCGCUUCACUGCAUGCUCAGUGUUUCUCUCCUGAGGCAAAGCCCAACACACCUGUCUUUUGUCCACUUCUCCAGCAAAUUAGAUUUGUCUCUGGGAAUGUGUUUGUCACAUAUCAACCUACUGCAGACCAGCAGAGGGAGCUCCCAUGUUGAAUUUGUUUGUUAGCUAUAUUAACCCCCUUUUGCAAAAACUAUUUCUUGGCAACCUUUGAGAGAUUCAAUAAAAAUUUUACUCGGAACAAAAAAAAAAAAAGAUCUCAA